Columba livia (rock pigeon) is the source of this 5836-nucleotide messenger RNA. Its product is annotated as DEP domain-containing protein 7. The coding region runs from base 81 to 2786 and encodes 901 amino acids. Gene Ontology annotation, biological process: intracellular signal transduction. Lineage: Eukaryota; Metazoa; Chordata; Aves; Columbiformes; Columbidae. The record is from RefSeq and is a predicted model, not a curated record. The transcript is spliced from 15 exons.
CGCGGGCGCGGCGGCCCCGCCCCCCGGCGGGCUACUCUCCCCGCGGGCGCCGAGCGGCGCGGCAGUGCGCGGAGCCGGCCAUGGCCACGGUGCGGGAGAAGGCGGCGGCUUUGAGCCUCAGCGCCGUCUGCAGUCCCGCCGCCAGGCCGCCGGGCUUUAGCUUGGCGCAGAAACCAUUUGGAGCAACAUAUGUCUGGAGCAGCAUUAUCAAUGCACUUCAAACUCAAGUGGAAGUGAAAAAGCGUCGCCAGAACCUGAAGUGCUAUCAUGACUGUUUCAUUGGUUCUGAUGCGGUGGAUGUUGUCUUUGCCCAUCUUCUACAGAACAAGUAUUUUGGGGAUAUUGAUAUUUCCCGUGCUAAAAUAGUGCGUGUAUGUCAAGCUCUGAUGGAUUACAAAGUAUUUGAGGCUGUUUCAACUAGGGUCUUUGGAAAAGACAAACGGUCUGUGUUUGAAGACAGUAGCAGUAGCCUCUACAGAUUCACAAAUGUCUCAAACCAGUCGGAACUUGAUAAAGAUUACCAGCAGUGUACACCACAAAGACAUGAGAAGAGCAUGUUGUUUCACUCUACUCCUGUCAAACCAGAAAACUUGGAGGACCUCUGGGAAAACCUAAGUUUAAAGCCUGCAAAUACCCCUCGAGUAAACGUUUCGGACAGUUUGUCCCGUCAAGUUAUUAACGAAGUAUGGCAAGAACAAACAAUUGCUCGUCUGCUGCAGCUUGUAGACCUUCCACUCCUUGAGUCUUUGCUUGAGCACCAUGAGAUCAGACCUCAGCUUCCACAAUCAAGGAAAGGAACUGGAUAUGUCAUCACAAGUAACUACCUAGAUAGAGAGGUUCUCAAGGCCUUCAGUGACUCACAGACAGACGAAUGGCUCUCCGCAGCAAUAGAUUGCUUGGAAUAUCUUCCAGAUCAUAUGGUGGUAGAUAUUAGCAGGAACUUGCCUGAUCAACCAGAUAAAGCAGACACAUGGAAACUACUGUUGUUUGAAAAUAUUGGUAGAUACUACAGCCAAAAAAAGGAGCCACUGUUAAGCCAUGCACCUGAAAUUCAUUCAGGGAUUGCAGAACUGUUAGUGAAUGGGAAGAUGGAGCAGUGCUUAGAAGCUGUUCAGCUCUAUUUGAAACUCCUAGACAGCCAAGUCAGGGAGGAGUUCAGAAGGCUACUGUACUUCAUGGCUGUUGCAGCACAUAAUACAGAGCUCAAACUACAGGAGGAGAACCAACUGAAAAUGUCUCAGAAUCCCGACAAGCCACAUUCAAGUGAAGAAAAAUUGAGUGGUGUGGAGGAUGGUCAAGAAGAGAGUUCGGACAACCCAGAUCGGUCUGUCAGGAAAAGAAUACGACAGAGUGCUCCAGGGUCACACAGAGAUGAUACACCCAAGUCCAGUCCUCCUCGGCCUGUGUCGAUAGAAGAGCUCAUGGAAACAGCCAAGGGAGUAACCAACAUGGCAUUGGCGCAUGAAAUCGUUGUUAAUGGAGACUUCCAGAUAAAACCAGCUGAAUUACCAGAACACAGCUUAGAAAAAAAAGUGAGAGAUAUUGUGCAUAAAGCUUUCUGGGAUUGUCUGGAAGCUCAGCUAAAGGAAGAUCCACCGACAUAUGACCAUGCAAUUAAACUAUUGGGAGAAAUUAAAGAGACCCUCCUGUCUUUCUUGUUGCCUGGCCAUACUAGGCUGAGAAGCCAGAUUACAGAAGUUCUUGAUCUGGAUUUGAUAAAACAGGAGGCAGAGAAUGGGGCCCUUGACAUUUCUAAGUUGGUUGAAUUUGUUAUUGGGAUGAUGGGGACGCUCUGUGCUCCAGCUCGAGAUGAUGAAAUUAAGAAACUGAAAGAUAUUCGUGAAAUAGUUCCUCUCUUCAGAGCAAUUUUCUCUGUAUUAGACCUAAUGAAAAUGGAUAUGGCAAACUUCGCUGUCAGUAGUAUUAGGCCAAAAUUAAUGCAGCAGUCUGCUGAAUAUGAAAGAAAGAAGUUUCAGGAGUUUCUUGAGAAACAGCCAAAUUCUUUAGACUUUGUGACAAGGUGGUUGCAAGAAGCAGCAGACGAUCUCGUAAAGCUGAGGUGUAAAAUGUUGCCUCCCCACUGUAGUGAUGACAGUGCCACUGGUGGAGCUUCUGCCUUGUCCUCCACUGCUGUACAAAACCAGGCCUAUCUGAAGCUCCUAAAGUGGGAUCAUGUAAACAGGCCUUUUCCAGAAACGGUGCUGAUGGACCAGAGCCGCUUUCAGGAAAUACAGCUGGAGCUGGAGCAGCUCGUGGUGACCGGGACUGUCCUUCUGGUCACGUUCAGUGCAGCAGGCGCGGCACUCGUUGAUGUGCCUGGAUUUGCUGAGAAAAUCAAAAGCAUUGUGAAGGUGCUGCUGGCAGGGAUGCAUCACCCCUCCUUUAACCUGCAGGAAUCCCUGGCCAGCGUGGCUGAGAAGGUGUGUGCGGAGCUCAACAGCUGCCUUUCCCAGCACGGCUUCACGCCGUUCUCAGCCGAGAGAGAGACCGUGCUCAAAGGACAAAUCCAAGCCGUGGCCAACCCGGACAACACCAUCUGCAAGCUGCUAGAUUCUCGAAUUCAAAAGUUUCUGGAGAAUUAUCUUGCAUCCAGUCACCAGAAAUUGUUACCUGCCGUUCCGGGAGGAUUAAGCCCUAUUCAAAGGGAGCUGGAAGAGAUCGCUGUCAAGUAUGUUCGUCUUGUCAACUACAACAAAAUGGUCUUCAGCCCUUACUAUGACGCAGUCCUUGGCAAAAUACUGACUAAGGAAGAGUCCCGGCUUGUAGGGAAGGCAGAAGAAUCAUAAACCCCAGUUUGUGUGCUACCGAAACGGUAUUAACUUUGUCAGCUAUUUAAAAAAUGCACCAAUGUUUGUCUAGGAAAACAGCUUUCCAUGUAAAUACUGGUUCCUUUUAAUUCACUAGUGAUGACUGAUGAGGAAAAUACAUGAGAUGCAAAAGGGGUUCUGAAGUAAAUGGUGAGAUGCAUUUUUAAUGUAAGUAUGCAACUGGGGGGGGGGGGAACGUCUUGGUAGUUUUCUGGCUGCAAUUUUAGAUUUUUGAGCAGAGGCUACGUAGGACAAGUUUAAGAACCAAACUUUGUAUUCGAGUGGCUCAUUUUAGGGCAUUUUAUUCUAAUUUACCGUGAAUUUAGUUUAAUUAAUCCAGAGCAGAUUAGCAGUGGUCCUUCCCAGAAGAGGUGAUUUGGCUUUAAAAAAGUCUUACUGUAAAGACUUAAGAAAUAAGUUAAAAUUCUAGAUAAGAGAAACAGGCAAAAAACAAAGCCAAACAGCACUUUAUUGUAACAUUAUGGUUCAUAUGGUAGGCUACUAGUUUUUUCUGCAUUUUACUGCAUUUUUAAUAGCAUUUUUUUGCUGUUUACCUGCAGAUGUUACAAAACACAUAAUAUAUAUUUUUGUAGCAAAUUUUCUGGUUAUUGGGUAACUGUCCUCUGCUAUGUACAGUACUUACCAAGGUGGCAAUCUUAUAGAUUGCGGCUGUAUUUAUCUCUUGUAAAGACUUCAGAAGGGCAGAGCUAAAACGUUUUGAUAAAAGUAGCAUUUCUUACCUUUGUUCUGCUAGUAGUUUACUCCUUUUUACAUGGAAGAACUAACCUUAAAAGUAACUCUUUGUCAUUUUGAGGAGGUGGAUUUAAAGCGUGUGGAACUUUAGGUUGAAAAUUUAACUUGUUUUUUAAAACUUAACUGGGGAUGGUUGCACGUUCAAUCAUGUCUUCAAGAAUAUCCAGGAAGUGCAGAGCACUAUCGGAAGUAUAAAUGAUUUUAAUGUACUGUGAGAAGUGAAUGAUUUAUUGUUAGUUUGAAUAUACAGGGAAUAUUUUCAGUAGAUUUUUUUCCACUUUGUAGAGGUGUUCUUCUUAAAAUAUUUGUAGGUCUUGAAUUUAAUUAGCUACAUGUUAUAUUUAACGAGUGUUCACGGAAGAGCUCAAUGAUCUUACAGCCUUAUUGCAGUUCAGACUCAGCUGGGAGGUAAGUGCGUUUGAAAGUUUCCUCUAGUUGAGCAGAACGCUGUGUUACAGUCAUCAAAACUUGAUUAUUUUAUUAAAUCAAAGUUCAUAGUUAGAAACAGUAAGUGUCCCAAGUACCAGACUAUCCAAAAUAGAAUGUGUUUUCUUCCUUAAAAAAAAAAAAAAGCUAUGUAAAAUAAAUAAAAGGGCCCUUUUAUUGCUAACAUCCGGGUUCAUUUGACUAGUCAAAUAGUCAACCGAAAUAAUAGAACUCGAUUACGAACCAGUGUUGAUGCUUCCCUUUAAACGCCAGCGUGGAUAUAGCUGCACUAUUGUCCUGUCCAACUAGAAACCAAGUAUUUUCUCAUUCAUUACAAACUCUCUUCCCCAAAGGGAAAAAAACUCACCAAAACACUGAAGUUCUGUAGGAGAUCACCAGUUCAGACACGUGUUUUUUUUUCUCUUGGCUGAAUAUACUCAGAUAGUAAGAAAAAAUCCAUCUGUGCAUCUUGCUUUGGUAACUCAAAACUGAGUAGGUUGGUCAGCCAGGAAAAAAGGUUCUGAGUAGGUUUUUGGUGGGGUCUGUUUGACGACUCAGCAGAGGAUACAACAGGGGCCUGAUCGCUGCGGCUGCUGACUGUGCGUUGCGAUUAGCGCAGGAUCCGCCUCAAAACACAGCUGGUAGCUCUGCAGCUCCAAAUACUUCGUUCAGCAGUCUGCGUAAGGAAAGAGCUACCAGAAAUGUUAUCGCUAGAGAAAAAAUAAAUAACCAAGACUAAGCUGUUUUCAUUUUUGUUAAAUGAGUUGCGGAAGUUAUAAAUUGCUGCUGUUAUUUUAUAUUUUAGCAUUGCCUAGAAGCUGCCUUUAAAGGCCCCUGCGAGUUAUGCAUACUACAAAAAAUGUAGGGGGUGAUCUCAAGGAUGUGGGGAAGAACAACAGCAGGGUGAAACAUACUCCGAAAAGCCUUUGAAAAGUAAGCAAGCGACUGAUGCCAGAAGGAAAGGGGCUGCGGUAUCGCUAGAUAAAGUCGCACUCACUUGAUCCUUGAUCUCGGGGAGGGCUGCUCCCGGUUCCGGAAUUCAGCGUCCAGAUAUCCCUGGCUGCCACCUCCUGUUUCUCGGCCAGCGGAGCGUGGACUGUGCGCAUACACGUGCGUAUUUGCUCCCGGGGUCGGUGCAGCGAGUCCCAUCUCUCCUCACAGUGUGGGUCUGAUCCUGCGCUUCCACAUACAAAAAGGCGCAGCACCCACGUGUGGCUGCUCUCAGCUUGGGGGGCACACGCAGGAAAGAGCUAAAGAGACUGAGAUAAACGCCCUCGAGUACAAAUCGCAUUAGUGAUUUUCCCAUGUUGGUUGUUUUUAACAGUAGAGGUUGACAAAUAGUUUCUCUACAUCCUCUUUAAGAGACAGGGAGAUACUAUUAAGUGACAAAGUCCUUGUGGUCUUUCCAGAGUGCAAUUCUGAACAGUCAGUUACAAGUUAAAAUCUAAUGUAUGCAUAGAAACUGCUGGGCAAGUUCAUAUGGUGCUUUCGUUAGCGUGUUUGAAAAUAACAGGUUAAAGUAUGUAGCUCAUAUAUUAUAUUUAGCUUUGUGCAUUAUUAAGUGAAGACCAACGCAGUUAUCCAGGAACAGGUUGUGUCAGCUCGUCCUCCUGAACAAUCCACCCCAGAAAUAUGUACCCAGUUUGUCUUAUGAUGCUGUUGUCUUUAAACAGUCAUGGAAUUAAAUGCAAAAGUGUACUGUAUCCUCUAGAAAAAUGGAAGAAAAGCUAAUUCUAAUAUGUAUGCUCUGAUCAAUUUCCUCUGAUGGUCUUAUUUAACAUCGCUUUUCCAGUGGCUGAGUAAUAUUUAAGAAGUAACUUGUGUUUGAAUAAAACCAGAAUGAGGCAUGA